Messenger RNA from Drosophila willistoni, 2011 nucleotides. It is a transcript of the gene MCU, whose product is annotated as calcium uniporter protein, mitochondrial. The record is from RefSeq and is a predicted model, not a curated record. Gene Ontology annotation, cellular component: uniplex complex; mitochondrial inner membrane. Gene Ontology annotation, biological process: mitochondrial calcium ion homeostasis; calcium import into the mitochondrion. The coding region runs from base 81 to 1499 and encodes 472 amino acids. Gene Ontology annotation, molecular function: calcium channel activity; uniporter activity. NCBI's taxonomy places the organism in Eukaryota, Metazoa, Arthropoda, Insecta, Diptera, Drosophilidae. The transcript is spliced from 9 exons.
GUCGUGUGUGCUUGUGUGUUGUGUUGCAGUUGCACCUUGCUCUAUUUAUCCUCCUAUUCCGCAACGUCCGCUGCCAAAUCAUGUCCAGAACAGGCGCCGCUGCGGUCAGCACAUUUCGCAUACUCCUGCGCCAUUCGUAUCAGCGGCAGCGUUUCGGACGCUGUGGAUUCCGUUUAGCGCCAACGCCAACGCCAAUGGUCACGACCUUUGCUCUGCACUUGCAACAACAAUCACACAGAACAUUUUCAUCAUCAGCAUCAUCGACAACAUCGCAUGAUGACGAGCCAAAUGGAAGGAAAAACCUUGACAAGCAUAAAAAGCAACUGGAUAUGGGAGGCAAGGACGAUAUCCGACGACUUACACUGACUGAUCUCCGGACACGUUUGAGAGAGCACGGAUUAAGCGUAACGGGUAACAAACAAACGCUCAUUGAACGCUUACAGGCAACUCAGCCAGAGACGCCACAAAAAGCGGCAACACCAACAACCACAACUGUAUCCCAUUUGUUACGACAAAAACUCACUCAGCAGCAGCAGCUUGUAAAUAUAAAUAGUCCAUCCUUUGCCAAGAACACGGAACAAUCGCCGGAUGACAUCUUUGUGGAGUACGUUAAUGGGAUGCCUCAAAUGACCAUACGCCUGCCUAGCCGCAAUGAACUGUGUCAAUUUGCAUUGAAACCGAUUUCGCAUUGCGUUGGCGAUCUGUUGGCCAUGCUGAAGGAGGAGGAUCGCGGCAUUGACCGAGCGGCCAUAAUAAAUAAGCAUGGCGUGCGUAUUGCCUCGUCCUGCACUAUCGAUAGUCUGCUAGACGAUACAUUUAGCAUACAAAUCAAUAAUCGCACUUUGGAAGUGCAUCCACCGAAACGUGAUAAGAUCACUUUAGAAGCAAUGGACAAGGUGGGCGAUGUGCGAAAGGUUAUAGCUCAGCUCUACGAAGCAUUCAAUGUCGGUGAAUAUCAACUGGAGAAGAGUCAACAAUUGGCCAAGGAAUUGGAGACCAUUCGCUAUGAACUGGAACCACUGGAAGAGAAAAGAUUAGCAUUGAGCAAAAAGGCGGCUCGGCGUACUAACAUAAUGACCUGGAUGGGACUCGGCCUCAUGUCCGUGCAGUUUGGCAUUCUGGCACGUCUCACUUGGUGGGAAUACUCUUGGGAUAUUAUGGAACCGGUUACCUAUUUUGUAACCUAUGGCACAACCAUGGCCAUGUAUGCCUACUACUGUGUAACCAAGAGAGAAUACAUCAUGGAACAUGUGAAGAACCGGGAAUACGCUCUAACCAUUUACAGGAAUGCCAAGAAAGUCGAGUUCGAUAUCGAUCAGUAUAAUCAAUUGAAACGCAAAACGGCCGAAUUGGAGUACAAUUUGAGGCGCAUCCACGAUCCGCUCAACAUGCAACUGCCAUCGCAUUUGGUUCGCACCCAAGAGAACACCCCACCCCUUGACCAAAGCGAGAAACUACAAUUGAAAGAUGGGGAUGUCUCCACGACGAAACGGACUUAAAUGACGACAACUUGUUGGCUUUCCGCUAUUAGGUUUGGUUCUUAGCGCAAUGAUGAAACUCACAUAUAUUUAUUUAUUUUCUCGCUCGCUCACUCGCUGUAUUCUCUUUAAAUGUGCAAAAGAAAAGAUUAGUCAUCCAAAAUUAUAGUCAUAUAUAUUUAAAUUUUAAUUUUAUUCUUAUACUUUAUUUUUAUUUGGAAAGUCUUUGGUUUUUUUAUGUUUCGAUUAAGCUUAAGCCAAAAACCAUACGCACAAAAAAUGUUGUUGUGCAUCAGACGCAGAGACGGACACAGAUCGAUGAUUGAUUGAUUGAUUAAUUAAUUACUAGUAUACAAUCUCUGACAUAGAUACUCGGUGUUGGAGUUUUGAUGCACCUCUUAUUUUACGUACAUAAAUAUAAAUUUUUGUUUAAUGUUUAGUUAACUAUUUAUUUAAUGCAAUGAUUCGUUUUAAGAUUUGUGCAAAGUCCAGUGGAAAAAUAUAUGAAUUCUUUAUUGAUUGUUUUAAUUGAA